Platichthys flesus (European flounder) is the source of this 3233-nucleotide messenger RNA. Its product is annotated as tumor necrosis factor ligand superfamily member 10-like. Gene Ontology annotation, molecular function: tumor necrosis factor receptor binding. The record is from RefSeq and is a predicted model, not a curated record. The transcript has 6 exons. Gene Ontology annotation, biological process: immune response. The coding region runs from base 128 to 979 and encodes 283 amino acids. Gene Ontology annotation, cellular component: membrane. NCBI's taxonomy places the organism in Eukaryota, Metazoa, Chordata, Actinopteri, Pleuronectiformes, Pleuronectidae.
CUCCUGGGCGCAGGGGACGGGGAGGGUAGAAGCGAAGGAGCCACCUCUCUGCCAUUGUUCUUGUUCUGGAGGUCCGGGGACGGGACGGGACGGCGCUGGUUGGGAACCCGGACGGCGCUCGGUCGUUAUGACGGGCUCCGGUCCGAAGCUCGGGGUCCUGCUGCUGCUCGCGGUGCUGCUGCAGACUGUGGUCGUCACCAUCACCGUGCUGCACUUCACCACGGCGCUCAACGCGAUGAAGGAGACGUUCGCCAGGAGCAGCGUUUCCUGCCUGACGGGCGCCGACCUGCAGAGCACCACGGUGGUUCGAGGGGAUCCGUGCUGGCAGGUCACUCAGCAGCUCCACCUGCUCAUCGAGAAGUCUCUGUCUCAACGUUACCAGCGGCAGAUUUCCUCGGCAGUAAGAGAUGAGGUGUCUCGGGUGCUGCCCUCACUUGUGAUGGAGGACAGGGCUUCACCUCGCCCCAAAGUGGCAGCUCACGUCACCGGCAGCUUCGUGCCCAAACUGGAGCGAGAGGGCGGCGCCCCGGUCUCGGCGGGGGGGCGGCGGGUUCAGGGCCAGAAGAUCUCGUGGUGGGAGGGGCAGAAGGGGCUGGCCUUCCUCCAGGACGUCCAGCUGGUGGACGGGGAGCUGGUGGUGCCGCAGCCCGGCCUCUACUACGUCUACGCCCAGACCUACUUCAGACACACGGCCUCGCUGGAGGAGGAGGAGGACGGGGAGGAGGGGGAGGACAGAGGGAGGCCCCUGCUGCAGUACGUCUACAAGAAGGUGAGCUCCUACCCGGUUCCCAUCCUGCUGAUGAAGACGAGUCGGACCUCCUGCUGGUCCCGGGGCUCCCAGUUCUCCCUGCACUCCGCCCACCAGGGGGGGCUGUUCCCGCUGAACGCCGGCGACCGCCUGUUUGUCACGGUGACGAACGCCUCCGCCGUGGACAUGGACGAGAAGAGCAGCUUCUUCGGGGCUUUUCUCAUCAGCUAGACGACCAGCAGAGGGAGCUGUGGUCACGAUUGUGUCGCUCAUUGACUCCUCCUCCUCCUCCUCCUCCUCCUUCUUCUCACUCGUGAAGUGAAAAUCCGACGCUAGAAGUCGCAGGUUCGUUCAGAAUCUCAACCGAACACUGGAGCCGUCGGUGAAGACUUAAGAAGAACGUGAGGUUGUGUAUAUUGUGAUUUUAAAUAUGUCCGAGUGAGCGUGACCCACAGAGACAUUUCUUGGAUGCGUCCGUACACUCACGUAAAGUCGUACACAUACGUUUGAUCUACUGCUUCUUAGUCACGUUUGCUCGACAUGGAGUUCACAUCCAGCCGCGGUCUGCAGCUGCUCUUUAAUUCCGUCCACAAGUGGUUCUUCAAUCCACAAAAGCCCAGGCAUCACUCAGCAGCGUCUUCUCCUCGGCUCAAAGAUGGAUCCUCUCUGUUGUCCCAGGAGGGGUCGACUUUACAUGUUCAUUUCUCACAUUAGAAGUGAACACAUGCAAGCAACAUGUGCCCAGUGGACACAUGGUCGUAUUUACAUGAUCUCGAAGGAGGACGUGUGUGCGAAGCCCAAAACCUCAGAACCCCAAGUUGCCUAGUUGUGACUGCAGGCAACGUUAAAGUGAUGCUGGAAAAGUUGUAGUAAUUAGUGUGAGGUGGUUUUACUUCAGCGUGACGUAAACAACUUUAAUAAUUAACUCACCUUUAGCAGACUCUAGAUUCUCCACAAGGGGGCACUGCUGGGACCUCAGCUAUGCACGCGCCACCUACAGGACAAAACAGUCACAGCACCGGUUGUGUACUUUGUAUGAAUGAAAUCAUUUGUUAUCAAUUUCACGACAAAGGUUCAGUGUUUUCUUCUGAGAAAUGUUUGUGCGUAACCUUCCUCAGAUGGUUCAGCAUUAAAUGAAAGACACGGCGAGGCGCUGACAUCCGCAUGUUGAAGAUUAAAGCAGCAUCUUCAUCACCUCGUCCUUCACGGGUUUGUAAAGUCAAAUUCAAAACACUGCCGCUUGUGUUUUUGUUGGCAGCCGCAUCACAGCCUCUCGCUCAGCUGUCAGUCGCGUUGGCUCGUCCGCCCCGAGCGCUCUCCAACUGGUGCAUUAAACGCUGCCUAAUGGUUGGUAUUCCUGGGCAUUCAUGUCAUGUGGGAUCAGAUGCAGAUGUGACCUGCAGACGUGGAGAACAUCACUCACAUCGUCGGCUUCUGCUCGUUCUCCAUGGAGCUCUGCUGCCGGCCAUGUGGCGCAGGGAGCUGCUGGAGUGGAAACUGCAGUGAAGCCUCAGAUUCACAGAGAACAUCACUAAUUAUUGAUUAUUGAACUGAAGGAGAACUGGAGGCAUCAGAGAAUAUAUACGACUGAAGAACAAAUUCUUCCUUAAUGAAAGACUGAACACCUCUCAUCAGCUGAAGAAGCUGCGAUAUAAAAUACAGGUUACGAUCAUCUGCUAAUCAAAAUGUCAUAUUUAAACUUUAAAUGCAUCCAUAACAAAUCCGAUAAGUGGAUUUUAAACAAUAGCACAAUUAUUAAAGUCAAGAAUUAAGUCAGUUAUAUUCACUGGUUCCUUCAGCUCUACUUUGGAAAAUCUAACAAAAGUCAAUUCAAAAGAAAUUCUUAGAAAAGCUUUUUGUAAUAAUCAGAGUCCGACUGAUAUUUGGUGGCAGAUACAUAUAUUUGUUAAAUCAAAUAUCGAUAUGUACAUGUUGUAAUAUUAUUGUUCUUUAUGAUCUUUCUAUGUGCACACUGUCUCUGAUUUUGUAUUGGAUAUUAAAAAGAAACCUCAACUAUUUUAACGUAAAACACACAAAAGUAAAUCCAGAUCUUCCCUGCAAUGUUUAUACUGUUUUUUAUAUCGGCGCAUCAACACCAGAACUAUUUUUAUCAACCACAUAUCGGUCAGGCUCUGGUGAUAAGUUCCCAUAAAGAUUCACAACACCAAUAAGACACAAAGGACUGUAGCACUGUAGCAUUUCUGUAAAUAAAAGAUUUCUCCUCAGUGUCUUGAUUUUGUUAUGAAUGUGUGUGUAUAUAUAUUUGAAGUGGUUUUAGUUUUGGUUUCCACAGAAAUUACUUUUAACACUCGAGAUAAAUCUGUUGUAAAUGGACGCAGCACAAACACCAACAAGAAUCCGGAUCAACGCAAAACACAAUGAAAAAUGUAUUUUUUUACCAAGUAGAUCGAAACGAAUGUGAAUGUAAAUAUGAAAAUGUUUUGUCUGUAAAUAUGUGAAAUAAAGACAAUGUUAAAAAGUAAAA